GUUGUUGAUUGCAUUUUGGCAGAUCUAAAGUGACCAAAAGAAAUUGAAUUCAAUUUUUAGUGUUUUUAGGCGGUAGAGAAUUUUCUAAAUUGAGGGAUAAUACGAGUUGAAAUGCAAAAUGGCAAAAUUGGCGUUGGAGUAUCCUGAUGACCAGAAUGGCAACGAGUUGUUGAAUGAAAUCAAAAACUUCAGACAUCAAGGUCACCAAUUUGCAUUUGAUGAAUUGGAACAUGUGAAAAUCUGUACGCGACAACUCGUCAAGACUCAAGAGCGACUCGCCACUGAUGACUUUCUCGCCAACGCGACAACUGGCCACUGCGACAACUCGUCAAUGCAAUAUCUACCCAAUGCGACAACACGCUCGCCUACAGAUGACUUGGCAUUGCGAGUUGGGACAACACUCGUUAUAUGCGAACGAGCUAGCGUACGUGACUGUAAUCUUACUUCAAUCUCAGCUCACUAAUAAGGUACCUACAACAAUGGUGUGCAUUGAACGACUUAUAGUGUCGUUCUCUAGGAA
Photinus pyralis (common eastern firefly) is the source of this 520-nucleotide messenger RNA. RefSeq lists its product as uncharacterized. The record is from RefSeq and is a predicted model, not a curated record. The transcript has 2 exons. The coding region runs from base 119 to 463 and encodes 114 amino acids. NCBI's taxonomy places the organism in Eukaryota, Metazoa, Arthropoda, Insecta, Coleoptera, Lampyridae.